This is a messenger RNA of Podarcis lilfordi (Lilford's wall lizard), 1590 nucleotides long. Lineage: Eukaryota; Metazoa; Chordata; Lepidosauria; Squamata; Lacertidae. The record is from the annotation of a GenBank genome assembly.
AUGGCACAGGAAGUAGACUGGCUCAGCAGCCAGGCUGGUGUGUGCAAGAUAAACCUCUACAGCCCUGAUACACAUAAAGACCAGGAACGUAAAGUGAUUUGCUUUGUCGACGUUGCCAACCUGAACUCAAAGGAGAGAGAUGGAGCUACUGGUCGAUCCAAGAACAUCUCUGACCCUGACAAUGAGCUGGACUUGGCGAAUAUGGAAGAGAGGGAGGUCAUCAUAAUCAAGGACAAUGAGCAAAACAGCUGCUUUAAUACUGAGGGAGCAGUUUGCCUUUUCAAGCAAGGCUCCAUUGAUGAUGACAAUGUUGUCAGCUGGCUCAACAAUGACCUCCAGAAAUAUGCAGUUGGAUUCCAGCAUGCGCUGACAUCCUUAAGAAAGCCUCGCAAGACUAAGGUACUUGACUUAGCAUCCAGGAACAACAACAACACUUCUUCCAGCGCCGGUAGUGAGGGAGGGAACUCAGAUGACAUUGCCUAUUACGCCAAUAAGCUCUGCAACUUAGUUGUUGAAAUGACACGCAAGGAGAUCAAGGAGAAAUGGGAAAGCUCAGGGAAAUGCACCCGCCAUAUCAUUAGCCCCCACAGCAAUAGGAACAAGGUGAAUAUAGCUGAGAAUAUGGAACGAUGCAAGACGCCUCCAGAAAUCAAGAGGGACGACCCAUUUUCAGGUGACAUGGCAAACCACAAUGACUUCAAGCAACAUGAAGCCAUGUAUAUGGACAAAGAAAGGAAAGCAGACGACAUGACUUCCAUAAGCAAAGGGAUGAUGGUGUAUGCAAAUCAGGUUGCUUCAGACAUGAUGCUGUCUUUCCUGAAGACCAUGAGAGUCCAGAAAGGUAGGCACCCUCCGCCAGCAUGUGCCGUUUUGAAAGAGGUACUUAUGAAGCACACCAAGGAAAUCGUAUCAGACUUAAUAGACUCCUCCAUGAAAAACCUGCACAACAUCACAGGGGCGCUCAUGACAGACUCUGAUUUUGUUUGUGGACUGAAGAGGAACCUUUACAAGGCUGGAACCCAGAAGACAGCAGAGGUUUUGGAAGUCAUGGUGAAGCGCUUGUUUAAACUCAUCUUGGGAGAUGAUAAGCAGUACAGAGCUCAAAACUUCACCUUUGCAACCUAUAAAGCAGGGGGGGCCCGGGGCCAUUGCAGCCAGGGCAUGCAGUUUUCAUCCAUGAAAAGGGAGUCUUGUGACUAUGGAAAGGAAAGAGCAGGUGGCCCAUGCCCAAGGAAACAUUUUCCAGCAGGAACCAAGGUGCCGGACAAGCAAUCCCUGGAUAUGUAUGCCAGAGAGCUUCUGGUAACAGCAUUGCAGCAGAUACAGCAGCACCUGCUGGAAAAGAACAAAGACUGUAGACCUCGUGAAUGCAACACCUCCUCAUAUGGCUACAUUCCCCGUGACUAUGAGAGGGCGGAGGGGAGCUGUGGCCCAAAAUUCUCACACAGGUCAUGUGACAGAAAAGCAGACCCCUGCCAUUCGGACAGCCUGAAAGAUAAAGGACAUCUCAUAAUGUCCAUGGUCCAGAAGAUUUUGGAUGAGGCUGGCUUAAAUCUAGACGAGAACUGCGGGGACAAAAACAGGGGAUAG